Molecule: messenger RNA, 2513 nt
Organism: Pectinophora gossypiella (pink bollworm)
Lineage: Eukaryota; Metazoa; Arthropoda; Insecta; Lepidoptera; Gelechiidae
Product: KRAB-A domain-containing protein 2-like
Exons: 2
Coding region: 256-2334 (692 amino acids)
Biological process (GO): DNA integration
Molecular function (GO): nucleic acid binding
Source: RefSeq, a predicted model, not a curated record
UGUCGAAUGUAAACAAACAGUGUUUUGGUGAUUAUAAAUUGAUUUCGUGCCGAAAAUAACUCACAGUAUUAGAAUUCGUUAUAUUAAAUUAUUGUGAAAGUGAAAUGAAUCUGUGAUUAACAAAAUAAGAGAAGUUUGAAUGAUAAAUAAGUUAGUGUUAGUCACCGAACAUAGUCUAAAUUCUUACAUACAUUUUACGUGUUUUAAUAUUUUUAUGCUUGUGAAUCAAUGUGAACUUAUUUAAUAACAUUUAUAAUGUCGGAUAUUCAGCCUGUCCAUCAACAAAGCUCAGAAAUACCAGCUAUUGUUAAUCAGGAUGAAUUUACCAUAGAAUUACAAAACUAUUACAGUGGGCAUAAUGAAAAUAGUAAAAAAUUACAAUGGACAAAUCAAAGAAUACAAAGUGUGAUUAAAUUGUUAGACGAGUACAACACAAUAAAAUCUCAAGGUAAGCGACCAACAACCAAGCAUUACCAUCAUGCUAGAAAAUACGAUGUAAUGAAUAUUGGUAACCAGAAAGUUUUAAUAAUGAAGAGAAAGGAUAUCUCUGAUCCUGUAGUACAAAUAAUUCCAACGGAUGAGUAUUAUCAAAAGAUACUCGACGCACAUAUUGCCACUGGACAUGGACGUCGAGACAAAAUUGUUCACACCUUGAAAGAUAAAUAUGUGGUGCCAAUAUUUGCAGUUUCAAUAUUCCUAAAUUUGUGUAAAACAUGUCUAGCAAAGAAAAGCUUUCCAAAAAAAGGAAUAGUCGUAAAACCGUUGAUUUCUGACGACUUCAAUCGAAGGGGACAAAUAGAUCUUGUAGACUUCCAAACGUCUCCAGAUCAAGAAUAUGAAUGGUUGUUACAAUAUCAGGAUCAUUUAACAAAAUUCUGUUUUUUGCGACCGUUAAAAAGCAAACAGGCUAAAGAAGUGGCAAUCGAAAUUCUUAAGAUUUUUUUGGAAGUUGGCUGUCCACAUAUCCUCCAAAGUGAUAAUGGACGCGAGUUCACAGCAUCUGUGCUUAAAGAAAUAGUCAGUUUGUGGCCUGCUUGUAAAAUAAUUAAUGGAAGACCCAGAUAUCCGCAAAGCCAAGGAAGUAUAGAGCGUUCAAAUCAGGAUAUAAAAAAUAUGAUUCGAGCCUGGAUGACAGAUAAUAAAUCUACUAAUUGGUCCAUUGGGUGCUAUUUCGUUCAGUUCCAAAAAAAUUCAUCUUACCAUUCAACAAUAGCUCGAUCUCCAUAUAAAGCCUUGUUUGGUGAGGAUCCAAAACUUGGACUCUCAUCCACCUACUUAUCUAAAAAUAUAAUAUCCAAAUUAGAAAAUGAAGAAGAUUUGCAAAAAUUGUUUGAAGAGAUUAAUAACAACAAAGAACAAAAUUCAGAAAACGAUCAAGAAGACAACAAAGAACAAAAUUCAGAAAAACAUCAAGAAGACAACACAGAACAAAAUUCAGAAAAAGAUCAAGAAGAGGAAGAACAGGAAAACGUAAAUACAAUAAAUAUUUCAAAAAUUGACACUCUGAACAUUAAACAAGAAGAAAUAACAGCAGCAAGUCAUGAAAUAAUUAUGUUGGAACAAAUUAACACUGAAAACAAUCCUAAACUACAUUCUGCUUUACAUGAGAAUUUACCUGUAGUUACAGAGGUUAUUAUUCAUAAACCAGAUAAUAUGCAGGAAAAAACAUCUUUAAAAAGUACGAAUAGCAUAAAUUCAGAAAAUCAAGGGAAAGUAGAUGAAAAUAUUUACAAAGUAUCUGAAGCUUAUACAUGUACCAAAUGCAAGAAAAUAGUUCAGGCCAUAUGUGGAGUCGUAUCUGAGGAAAAUGAGGGCUAUGGAUCGCAAUUGCUUUGCACUUUGUGUGUGAAUGAACGUAACAUCGUACAAGAAAGAACACAAUCACACAAAAAUUUAAAAAGAGCGGCAGAUAAAAUGUUAUCCACAUCGUCUAAGAAAUUUAAAGAUAUGAGUACUGGUUCAACUGUAUUAGUUGAGGUUCCAAAAGUUGAUAUAGGACCUUUGGACAGUAAAAACUUGAUUGGAAAAGUUUUAAUGAAAAAGAACGAGUUAUAUCAAGUUGGUACUGCUUCUGGCAUAAUCAAAGAUUGGAUGUCUCGAAAUGCUCUUCUUUCCUGUCCAAAUGCAGAACUACUCAUUGACAUUCCAGAGGUUACAUUACCGUUGAGAACUGUUGCAUCAAUGUCUUCAUCAUUUGGCGGACAAGGGAUGAAACAAUGCAAUUGCAAAAAAAAUAAAAAUGGACAAUGCGUUUCCAAUAAGUGUAAUUGCAAAAAAGCCAAUGUUCUUUGUAACUCCAGGUGCCACAGUUCGUUGACAUGCAACAAUAAAUGAACAUUUUUAUUGGUGCAAUUUACUUUUAUUUUCUAAUAGAUAAUUUUGUUACGUUUUCAAAACAUUAAUUCAUGUAUUAGAAUUGUUUUUUAAAAUUUUAAUUUUAUUUUAUGAUCGUUUUUUUCUAACAGAAAACGCAUUAUUUUUUCAAUUUUAAUUUGUGUUUGAGGAGAAAACAU